Messenger RNA from Trematosphaeria pertusa, 374 nucleotides. RefSeq lists its product as uncharacterized. The record is from RefSeq and is a predicted model, not a curated record. NCBI's taxonomy places the organism in Eukaryota, Fungi, Ascomycota, Dothideomycetes, Pleosporales, Trematosphaeriaceae. The coding region runs from base 111 to 305 and encodes 64 amino acids. The transcript is spliced from 3 exons.
CGUUCUACAUGAUGCGCCUGAUCUCUGAGAUUCUUUGGCCACCAUUCCAAGGGUCGGCUUGAAGGUCGCAUAAGGUAUGCAGAGCAGCGCCGCUUCUAGUUCCGUUCGCUAUGGGUUAUUGCAGAAUAAUGCUCGCAAGACGAUGCGUAGCAUAUUCCUUCGGGCAAUUGUUUGCAGUCAUCCGGAAGCGAUGUGUGCAGGAAUACGGAUGCACUGCAUAUUCAUCAUGUCGCCAGGCGGUGGAGAAUAGUCAUUGUAGGGGCUCAAGGAGGGGCGAGAGCGGCGAGUGGCUACACUCCAUGUAAUAGCCAGACGAACUGGUCUCACUACACUGAGCCGUCGCCAAGCUUUCGCUACCUGCGUGCGCGUUCCGA